AUACGCAGUUGUGAGCUGCUCCGGCAGUCUGUUUGGGAUUUCAGAAAUAUUUUUUCCUCACCUGUAGCUUCAGGAUUUAGACAGAGAGAGAGAGAGAGAGAGAGAGAGAGAGAGAGAGAGAGAGAGAGAGAGAGAGAGAGAGAGAGAGAGAGAGUGCCCCGCCGCAGCAGCAGCCGCUGACAUCAGGAUGGAGCAGCAUCAGCACCACAGGCAGAAGCGUCGCGAGCCGCUCCGUCCAGGUGGCGCGAGGAGGACGAGCUGAUCCCGCGCAGCAGAAGAAGGAGGAGGAGGAGGAGGAGGAGAAGAAGACAGGAGGAAGGCGGAGGAGGAAAUCCCGCGAGAAAAGAAGAGACAGACAGAUCCACGCAGAGAGCAGAGAGGAGAGCAAGUGAGAAACCGCCGCACGUGAGGUGCGUGAGACCCCCGGGGAGAGGGGACUAAUCGUUAAUUUGGAGGAGAGCAACGGUUAUUUUUCUUUUUUUUCCACACUGACGGAGAAAGAGGGUCUCCGAAAAAAGAUGAAUCCCAUGACACAGUUGUACUACAAGAAGGCGACAUACUCGCCGUACCGCGACCGCAUCCCGCUUCAGAUCGUCCGGGCUGAGGUGGAGCUGUCUGCUGAGGAGAGGGCCUACCUCACCGCUGUGGAGAAAGGUGACUAUGCGGGUGUCAAACAUGCCCUCCGCGAGGCGGAGGUCUACUACAACAUGGAUGUGAACUGUCUGGACCCGCUGGGCCGCAGCGCGCUCCUCAUUGCCAUCGAGAAUGAGAACCUGGAGAUCAUGGAGCUCCUGCUUGACCAUGGCAUCCACACCGGCGACGCCCUGCUCUACGCCAUCAGGAAGGAGGUGGUGGGCGCCGUGGAGCUGCUGCUGUCGCACAGGAGGCCUAGCGGCGAGAAACAGGUUCCCUCACUGAUGAUGGACAGUCAGUUUUCAGAGUUCACCCCAGACAUAACUCCCAUCAUGCUCGCUGCUCACACCAACAACUACGAGAUCAUCAAGCUCCUCGUCCAGCGGAAGGUCACCAUUCCCAGACCGCACCAGAUACGAUGUGACUGUGUUGAGUGUGUAUCCAGUUCAGAGGUCGACAGUCUUCGGCAUUCACGGUCUCGACUCAACAUCUACAAGGCUCUGGCCUCGCCCUCCCUCAUCGCACUGUCUAGUGAAGAUCCCAUCCUCACUGCCUUCAGACUGGGCUGGGAACUCAAAGAGCUCAGCAAGGUGGAGAAUGAGUUUCGUCAGGAGUACGAGGAGCUGUCGCAGCAGUGCAAACGGUUCGCCAAAGACCUUCUGGACCAGGCCAGGAGUUCCAGAGAGCUGGAAACCAUCCUGAACCACAGAGACAACGACCAGAGCGAGGAACUGGACCCCAGACAGUGCCACGACCUGGCCAAGCUCAAACUGGCCAUCAAAUACCACCAAAAAGAGUUUGUGGCCCAACCGAACUGCCAGCAGCUGCUGGCCACGCUGUGGUACGACGGCUUCCCGGGCUGGAGGAGACGACACUGGGCGGUCAAACUGGUCACGUGCUUCAUCAUCGGACUCCUGUUUCCUUUCUUCUCACUGAUCUACCUGUUGGCUCCUAAGAGCGCUCUGGGAAGCUUCAUCAAGAAGCCCUUCAUCAAGUUUAUCUGCCACACAGCGUCCUACCUGACCUUCCUCUUCCUCCUGCUGCUGGCCUCGCAGCACAUCGCCCGCACCAACCUGCACAUGCAGGGACCUCCACCCACCAUCGUCGAGUGGAUGAUUCUCCCAUGGGUGCUGGGCUUCAUCUGGGCAGAGAUUAAGGAGAUGUGGGACGGGGGAUUCACAGAGUACAUCCACGACUGGUGGAACCUGAUGGACUUCGCCAUGAACUCCCUCUACCUGGCCACCAUAUCACUGAAGAUAGUGGCCUACGUUAAGUAUAACUCCUCCCGUCCCAGGGAGGAGUGGGAGAUGUGGCACCCCACGCUCAUAGCCGAGGCUCUGUUCGCCAUCGCCAACAUCUUCAGCUCCCUCAGACUCAUCUCCCUCUUCACUGCCAACUCCCACCUCGGGCCCCUGCAGAUCUCACUGGGGAGGAUGCUGCUGGACAUCCUCAAGUUUCUCUUCAUUUACUGUCUGGUCCUGCUGGCGUUUGCUAAUGGUCUGAACCAGCUGUAUUUCUACUAUGAGACAAAGGCCUCAGAGGAACACAACAACUGCAAGGGCAUCCGCUGUGAGAGGCAGAACAACGCCUUCUCAACGUUAUUUGAAACUCUUCAGUCUCUGUUCUGGUCGAUAUUCGGGCUGUUAAACCUGUACGUCACCAACGUGAAGGCCCGGCACGAGUUCACAGAGUUCAUUGGGGCGACCAUGUUCGGGACGUACAACGUCAUCUCGCUGGUGGUUCUGCUCAACAUGCUCAUCGCCAUGAUGAACAACUCCUACCAGCUCAUCGCUGACCACGCCGACAUCGAGUGGAAGUUUGCCCGCACCAAGCUGUGGAUGAGUUACUUUGACGAGGGCGGCACGCUGCCGCCUCCGUUCAACAUCAUCCCCAGCCCCAAGUCCAUCUGGUACCUGCUCAUGUGGCUCCACAACAAGCUGUGCAGGAGAGGCCAGCCGCCCGGGGAGGACACGCACAAAUGUGAAAACCUCCGAGAGUUCACGGAACGCCACGCUGACAGUCUGAUACAGAAUCAGCAUUACCAGGAAGUGAUCCGGAGCCUGGUGAAGAGGUACGUGGCGGCCAUGAUACGCAGCGCCAAGACGGACGAGGGACUGACGGAGGAGAACUUUAAGGAGCUGAAGCAAGACAUCUCCAGUUUCCGCUACGAGGUCCUGGAUCUCCUCGGCAACCGGCGUCCUCCCCGGCGACAUUACUCCUCUUCCAGCGAGACAGCGAGAGACGAUGGCGCCAUGGCCUCGGAGGAUGACAGCGAAUCGGGUGAUGGCUGUGGAGGUGGUGGCCAGAGGUCAAAGGGCGUGACCUUCAUGACCCCGCUGGAGGACGAAGUGGGGCCGACACCGACGCUUGGCGUGUCCGCCUUGGUGCGCUCCAUUUCUGGAAUGACCCAGAUAGAAAGAGGGGGAGAGGGGGAGGAGGGGGAGCUGGAGGAGGGCAUUGGAUGGGGGGAAGAGGAGGAGGAAGAGGAGGGGAAACCAAAGAGCAACGGGCUGAAGACAACCGUCAUCCCUCCGUCCUCCACCACCGUCCUCCCCUCCCCGUCUUCAUCAUUCUCCUUGUCGUUCUCCUCAUCAUUCGCUCGUACGAGGAGCCGCAUGCAGCGCCUCUCAGCUCCGAGCGCAAAGACAGACUCUUUCAAGCGCCUCUCCUACCUGUUCUCACGCUCCAAACGCAAAGCCCCACCCAUGCCUCUCCCCCUCCAGUCCCCGCCCUCCUACACCAUCUCCGACGGGUUGCUCCGCCCCCUGGGGAGCCACAGCCACUCCGACUUCAGACUCAGUGACGUGACCAGAAGCGAGACUCACCUGAACGAGGUGGGCCGCUCAGUCGACAUCAAUAACCCCUCGUUCUCCCCGCGGAGAACGAACGGGCGGGACUCGCUCCUGACGCUGCCCCUCCCGCCCCCGUGCCCCUGCCAAUCCCUGCACUGUGCUUCCAACAUGUCCGAGUCCAGCUCGCGCCUCCUGGACUCCAGCGAGGACGUUUUCCAGGGCGGAGGCGUGGGAGGAGCGGGCGAGCGUGGCGUGGAUGGAGGAGGGGGAAGAGGAGGGGUGCUGAUGAUGGGCGGGUGGGUGGGACCCUGCGACGAUGUCAUAGAGGACAGCUGUGAGGUCAUAGAGGACUCUGUCACCACACAGCUAUAGGAGAGAGGGACAACCAAACAGUUUUUAUUUGUUUGUUUGCAAAUGGCUGAACGCAUUCAGAGAGAGAGAGAGAGAGAGAGAGAGAGAGAGAGAGAGAGAGAGAGAGAGAGAGGCGGGGGGACGAGAACCCAGCGGAAUCUGUUCUGGAACUCAGCAGGAUGGAUUCCGGGAUUCCACAGCGGAAUUCUAGAAUGCAGCAUUUCCGAGAACAGAGCAGUCCAGCGACGGUCCUGAAAUGGCAGAUGUUCACCAAGACAUCGUUUGGGUGUCUGGGAUUCCUCAGGGAAUAUAGCGCAGACACAUCAUUGUUCACUCUUGUCAAUUCAAAAAGAACGCCAGGCCCUAUACACGUUAACCAGUGAGCGAGGUACCAAGCUAACCUGCUACUGAGUGGGCUAACUAGCUGGACAGCGAGGGAGCUACCAAAGUAACCUGCUAGUGAGCUAAGUAGCGAGCGAUGUAACUUAAGAGCGGUUUUCAAGUCACUCAGACUGUCUUUCCUUUCACCAAGAAUGUGAGGUUCAUGACAUCCCUAAAUUGCAUGAAUUUGACUGGAAAAACUGGAUUCAAGAAUGUUUUGCUUCUAUAGUGUGUGGCCCACUGCAUAUGCUCGUUACUGUCUCAUUCCCUGAGCCUUUCCCGCUUUAGACUUUACAUGGCGAUAACAUCACACACACACACACAUAGAAAUAGCUUUUCUAGUCUCUGGGAAUAUUUUACACUCAUUAAACCCUCAUAGUUUAAAAGUUCAUAACACAAAGAGUAAUUAUUGACUUGUCAGCAGUUUCAUAUAUGUCUCCUUUUUAAUCGUGGUCUAUGGGGAAAAUGUUCAGGAGCUGCUGAGGAUUUUUUUUUUGUUGCCAUAUUGCAGUGAACAACUGGGACAAGUCGGCAGCAGGUCUGACUCGCUCUGCUGUUUCCACGCAGCUCUCUCAGCACAUCACAUGCACGGUGAGGACGAGGUCAACGGGCAUCUUCAUGGCGUUCACAAAUUUACACCAAACUGUCUUUAUAAACGUCUGCCAUUUUCCACACACGUCACAAGAGAAGCGAGAAGAGAAGAAUUAAAAGGAGAGCACACGUUCAUUCUUCUUUCCUCUGGGAGAUUCAAACACGCGUGACUAUUAUGGAAUUACAAGUAGCCAAAGUGACUUUUCAGAAGGGAAAUAUCGUUAAAAGUCCCUGUUUGGUUUUCAACACAUGAUGCUGUCUUUCCCUUUAACCAAACUUCAAAUCUGUAACAGAUUAAAAAUGGAAUUAAAUCCUGUUAAAACCACUGGAAUUUGAAUGGAACUACUGUGAAACUCAGCCAAAUGAAAUGUGACUAACUUAAAUUUGCAAAAAAAUUAACGGGACAAAUGGAAUAACCUCCUCUUGAUGGAUUUAACUCCGACCGAAUCACUGGGAUGAAAGGGAACGGCCUGGAAGCAUUGCUGUGCUGUCGAUAGCCUGCCCCCUCUCUCUCUCUCUCUGCAUCAACAAGGGCCAAGGAACUUUAUUUUAUCCUAAUAACAGUUAUACUAGUAAUAAUAAUAACGAUAAUAAUAACAGACUUCUAAUAGUAAUGAGGACUAUUCUGGUUUCUAAAGACUGUCUUUGCUUCUAUUUGAGUUGCCUAUGAUAUCCUGGCUUCUCGUUCAGCUCUUCCUUAAUAAGUACACUUUAACCUGAUGAAUACAAAUAUAUGGUGAUAUUUAUUGUGAGGAGGAGGGAUGAUGGAUGUAUGAAUGGGUGGAAAGGAGGAAGGGAGGGAGAGGGGGGGAAAGACAAAUGGAAAUGAACGCAGAACGUUUUCUGGAUGAAAAAUGAAGGAGAUGAAAGGAAGCAGCGAGGAGGCAAGGAGGAAGGAAUAAUGGGAGAAAAGGAAAGGAGGUAAGGGAGAAAGGGCUUGAGGUAGGAAAAAAGGUAAGGGGGAAAGAAAGGAAGAGGAAUGAAGGAAAGAUUGAUGGGUAGAUGGAGAAAGUAGAGACAAGUUUAAAUUUGGGAAAUCUAUUUUAAAGGGAAAUUUCACCAGAAUUUCAUCAUGAUUUUUUUUUUCUUGAAGUCGCCGCUCAGUGCAGCGACUUCAAAAGGUUGGCAUGAGCAGAGGCUGUUGAAUUUUACUCUGGUUACUAUACGACUGUCAGCGAUGAAGUAGAGAAAUUAUGCAUGUUUGAUCAAAAAAACCACCAUUACCUGCAACACACACACACACACACACACUCCAAAUGUCAGCUAGUGUGAUGAGUAGCUUCUGGCCAAAUGUGUUGCCCUUUUGUGAGCUCUCUCCAGAGUCCUCCACUGUCUCCCUCUUCAACAGGGUGACAUCAGCUGUCUCUCCGUCUUAUUUUACAUCCUUUCUUUCUCUUUCUCCCUCCCUUUCAAGAGAAAGGGAGGCAGUUUUACCUGUUUUGGUUUCUCCUUACCUUUAUUUCUUUUCCUAACCUACACCAGACAACACACACACACACACACACACACACACUCGCCCCUCUGGCAGAUGCUGCGACCUCACUACCAGCUGUCUUGGCGGUGAAGGCAGCAGAAAGCCCCAAUCCGUCGAUGAAUCAACGUCCCAAAAUGUCAUGGUGUAACCAUGGAGACCCGAUUACCCGCUCAACAUCCUGUAAUCAUAAUGUCACGUCCAGAACAGGGAGUCAGACGCCGCCGGGCAUCCUGGCGCUGGCAGCGGGGGUGCAGCUAAGUGGGUAGUGAUGACACCCGUCUCUUUUGUCUUUAAAAACAAAAUCAGUUUUAUGUAAAUUUACAUCCCACCAACAACACAGAAAGACAAAUGUGUAAAAGGGGAACAUCUAACUUUAACCCUUACUUUAACCACAAGAGUGUUUUGUGCCUAAUCAAAUCUUAACCCUAGAGCAGCUCAUCUGUUGUUAACCAACGGUGUUUUACUUACCUAAAUGUAAGGACUAGCUAACCUGUACCCUGACAUUUGAGUGUCCAUUUCACACUGUUGUCACAUAAUUAACAGCAUUAUUGUCAACUACACAUGGUGUUUUAUACUUUACGUUUUGCAGACUGCAAAAAUCUGAAAAAUUCUAAAAUUACACAAUUUUUAGAGGAAUGUGUGAGAAAAAAUAAUAUCAGGUCCUCGUGUUUUCUGAGUUUUAAAGCUGCACUAAUCAAUAUUGUUAUAUUAAAGACCCUGAAAAAGUAUUUUGUCAACUAGCUUCUUACUAUGAGUGAUGGGAUCCAAGUUUUAACAGUUUUUCACUGUUAAGCUCCUAAUAAAUAUAUUUAUUAGGAUGUUGUUGUUUUUUACUUUAAUUGUUGCCCAUUUAGUCAUGAAUAUUUUAUUUAUUUAUUUAAAAGGGGCUUCAACAAUGGAUCAAAUGACUAUAAUUAAUGUGAAAGGGGUCUCUUGUAGUGACAAAAUUUGCAGUCCCCCUCAGCGCUACUGCGCCUUUUUAGCCUCUUUUAGCUCUUUGUUGGGGUUUUUCGGACCUGCAGGCUCCACACACAUCAGCCUUGUUUGUCUUCAUCGGAAAAAAAGCUCUAAUAAACUCACUGUACACUACCUUUCCAGCACCAACCGUCAGACAGACAAAGUUAGCGACUAGCUGAUGAACGCAACACUAGCAGCUAAGAGCGACACACUUUUCUCUGAAGACCAAAACAGCUCAAAGGACAAUAUUGGACUUAUAUUUGUCAAGGGGACUAAACACAAAAUUAAUUCAAAAGUUGCUCUGUGUCUGCUGGACGUGUAAAUAGGCAACUGUUUGCUAACUUUUCCGCAAAACAAUUUUAUAAUGUGGUAAUAUGUCAGUGUUGUGUUUUCAGCUUGUUGCACUGUCCCCAAGUGGCCCAAAAAAAAUGUAAUCAAUCCAGUUUUAAUGCAUUGGGAUAUUAAAAAAAUGUAGAUUCAAAUUUAAUUCUCUUGUGAUCCUCUGCUCCACACAUUUAAUAAAUCAAUGGUUAAUCUGCCAGCUCAGUCUCACAUAGAGCACACUUGCUCUAUGGGUUUUGAGAGUUUAUUGAUUUUUGAAAACUGGUUCUUGAAGAGACAUCACAUGUAAUCAGCAUCAUUGACUAAUUCUGAGCGAAGGAAUUAAAGCUCAAGUGAGCUUUAGAUUUAAGAUCACGAUUAAAUAACUAAUGUUCGGGAUAGCAAAAGUUGGAGCCACAGAAGGAACAAACUGCUGUUUCAGGAAAGUGAUUGUGUCUGACAGAGAAGGUGAAUAAGGAAAGGAUGGAGAGCGGCCAGGUGGAGAGGUGGAUGUGUUUUGCUCAGCAAAACAGUAAAAGUGUCCCGUCCUGCUGCAGCAGCCUCGAUCCCCAAAAUGGUUUAAACAUAACUUUGUUGCAACUUCUCAUUAAUAAGAAUGGAACAAAAAUGAGAUUUUAGCUUUUUUUUAAACAGAAAGUGGAGCAAAAUAAAAUAAAAAUGUUUCAGUGUGAUGUGAAAGCCUCAUAAUUUCAUUAUUUUCUAUAUUUGAGCUCAGCUUAGCAUUGACGUUGCUCCUCUCUUGGUUGACAAAACUCCACUAAACUAAACUGUUGUCCAUUAAAACAAAGAAAUUCGUCAAGAUGAAAGCAAUGCUCCUAUUCCCCAGCAGAUCUAAUAUCCACUUCAACUCAGCAAGACACAUGGAGACUGUAACUGCAGAUAAAUCAGAGAGCAGGAAGGGGGGGGGGAUUUUCUUGGUUACCACGGCAACCAGCCUGCUCACCACCCCAUAAUCAGGGCUGCGCAGUGCCACACAUGCACCGCGUCAGAGGGUCUAAUAAUCAAUCACUCUGAUAGAUCAGUAUUGAUAAUGCUUGGCUGAUCUUGGGCCUUUUUAACUCGCUGCUGUGUGUGUGUGUGUGUGUGUGUGUGUGUGUGUGUCGCACAGGGAUUAUUGAUCCAUAAUUAAACUGUGUUGAGCCUUUGAUUGAUAUGUAGAGGACUUGUAAACACUAUACACACAAUAUAUAUAUAUAUGUGUGUGUGUGUGUGUGUGUGUAUUAAAGACUGAUUAAUAAUGAUCAUUAAGGUAGUUAUAUCUGAGGAGAUGAAAGUGUUUUGAAAAAAGAUAAAAGGAAGGAGGGUUGAAUGAAAGGAAAGAAGUGCAUGCGUGUGUGUGUGUGUUGAGAGAGGAACUAUGCAAUAGAGAAACAAACUGAGCAUCAUUGAAGACGACUUCUUAAGGGACAGAUGGGACAACACACACACAUAGAGCAGAUACUUUGAUAGCAAUAGGCGUGAGGAAGGGAAAGGCACAAGGUUCAUUCAUCUCAUGCAUUAUUCACGCGCACACAGACAUAUAAUCACUGACCGGCUGCAGGUUUGACUGUAAAUAGUUUGAGGUGGCUGCAGCCUCCAGUCCACUUUAAUAACCCUGUGUGAUCUCUGUAAUGUGAAUCUCACACACACACACACACACACAAAGACACACAGAGAGCUAAUAGUCCUGUGUGGCUUCACUCUGCCUCCACGGCAACCAGCCUUGUCCACUAGUGUGUGUGUGUGUGUGUGAGAGAGAGAGAGAUGGUUGUCGCAUCACAUGACGCUGAAUCCAUCAGAACAGGCUGUAACAAACCACGCGCACACAUAAAACAUGCACAACAACAAACGUUCUGUACAUUAAUAAUACUUAAAGGCGUGCUUUAAAAUGCAGUUAUAAUGCAUGAAGACCACUGAAGACAAACUGACAGUGCUCUGGUUGAGUUUUCAUUAGUAAGACAGAAAUAGUGACGAUGUAGGAGGAGAGACAGAAUGGUUCUCACACUCAGAUUCAAAAACCAUUUCAAGCUCUUGUGUAACAGAAUUUUAGGACACUAAAUAGAAAAUGUUUUGUUCGGCUAAGACGUGACAUUCAUCAAAAUUCGACGCCACAGAUUAAAUCGUGUUAAAAUGUGUAUUUCCAAGUGUAUCACAGUGGCAUUAACUCUCACCUCGUUCACACGUGGAUUUAAAGGUGGCAGCCUCGUGUCUAAUGUGUUUGUGUAAUGUGUUUUUAGGCGUGCUUGCGCUGAGCACUAAUUCACACACUCAGCUUAGAUUUGGCAUUAGAUUAGGUUAUUUUCUGACGUUGCCACCAUACUGCUGCACGACAGAGCAGUUCAUUUCCCAAGCGAUGUGUUUCCAUGAAUUGAUUGGUCCCCCUCUCGUUCAGACAGACUUCCAGCCGACAUGGCCCGGGUCGGGCCAAUCACAACCGUUUAUCUCACACGGGGCGGGCUUGAUACGAUGACUGUACAGAGGAGCGCCUUUGAGGCAUUUUCGGAAACAUCCAAGAUGGCUGCUGCUGAUGUGGAACGUCUUGAAUCCGCUAACGCAGUAUUAAACGAACUGGACCUCUGGAUUCUGAUGGCAAAAACCGUUGCUCAGCGCUACAUCACACGUUUCGUUGCUCUGAUUGGUUGUAGGUCCAUCCAAUUGCGUCCAGAGGCAUUUUGGUCUGCGGCUUGGAAAUCAAAAAUGAACUGAGAGGUUCCAGACUACAUAUUUGUGAAUUGGUCUGGCGAUGGCAGGCUAGUUGAUAUCACCACUGCAACGCUAAAAGGUCAUAUUGACCAUGAUCAGGCCGAUCGUGCUUUAAUUAUAUUCCCAGCAGGAACUGUGUUUACAUCCUUUCAUUUACUUUGCGAUGUAGAGCGAUGAUGGGCGACGCACAUACUUACAGGACUGGAACAACAUUCAGGUCACUUCUGUUUCGGCUUGUCUAAUUACUGAACAGGAGACUACUGCAGUGCAGACACUGGGUUUACGUUGUUUCCUUCACUGCGACAGAGAGCAGUUACCGCAGUGAGCAGAAGGUUUGCAGUGGGAAUGUCUUUGCUAGAUGUGUGUUACUGAAAAGCAGCAGAGCACCGAGUCUUUCUUCAUCUUGUUUAAUGUUGUCUUCACUCUCAUCAGUCUCCACUGGCAUCGCAACCUUGUAGGAACAAACUGACCAAUCACGUUUCCCCCGAUGUGCAGUUACAGUUUUGAGAAGGUGCACAUUAGCUACGCCAGCUUUGUGCAGAUGAUCUGAAGAUGAACUGUAACACACAAGCUGUAAAUCUGUUAAAAUGGCUCCCAACAGCACUGAACACAUUUAAAGGUUCACAAACGGAUGUGCAACCUCUAAAUCUAAAACUGAUCUAAAGCUACUAAACUGUUAUUUUACAGCACACAACAUAAAAGUAGUUAGAAAGGUAUACAUCCCAAAUCAAGAGUUCUAAUAGCCAGAACAGGUGGUGGAGUAACGUUUCAGUUAUUGGUAUCGAUCAAUAAGCAAAUCCCAGUAUAUAUGGCAUGGUAAUUUUGUGAAGUGGUAGUAAAAAUCUGAUUUGCAAAAUAAUUUGGCAUGGCUACUCAUCACACAGACACAUGCACACACAGUGACAAACACACACACAUACAUAUACAGUACAUAUAUAUGGCAUCAUUCAGGUUCCCCUCUCACCUUCUAAAGGGAUUUUGAGCUUUAAGAAUAAAAACCUGUCCUUGUUUUUCUUUGUUUUUUGGAUUUCCACAUGGAUGAAUGUAUGACUGUGUUAUUUUUCUAGAACCGGACGGCUAGCGCACGUUGUUGACUCUUUAAUAAAGGCAUCCUUAGAAAA
Molecule: messenger RNA, 11324 nt
Organism: Siniperca chuatsi (mandarin fish)
Lineage: Eukaryota; Metazoa; Chordata; Actinopteri; Centrarchiformes; Sinipercidae
Gene: trpc5a
Product: transient receptor potential cation channel, subfamily C, member 5a
Exons: 18
Coding region: 519-3797 (1092 amino acids)
Biological process (GO): calcium ion transmembrane transport; regulation of cytosolic calcium ion concentration; manganese ion transport
Cellular component (GO): membrane; cation channel complex
Molecular function (GO): store-operated calcium channel activity; protein binding; inositol 1,4,5 trisphosphate binding
Source: RefSeq, a predicted model, not a curated record